Molecule: messenger RNA, 764 nt
Organism: Alosa sapidissima (American shad)
Lineage: Eukaryota; Metazoa; Chordata; Actinopteri; Clupeiformes; Clupeidae
Product: transmembrane protein 196-like
Exons: 3
Coding region: 226-720 (164 amino acids)
Source: RefSeq, a predicted model, not a curated record
GAGAGUCGGUUGGACUUUCUCACUGAAGACAUUGUCACCAACGAUAUCGAACUACAACAAAUACUAUGGACACCAACAUUUUACAGGGGACAUGAUCGUACCUUUUUGCCAACAUAGCCUAUCAACAACCCAACAGACCGUAUCGCCGUUAGAAGAUUGCGGGUUAAGAAAGAUGCAGAAGUGAAGUUCAGUUGCAACUUCUGAAGGAAUGACGUUCGAGAAAGGAUGUGCAGUAGUCAGAACAUCGCAUGGAGUCUUGCGGUGCUCUCGUUUGUUGAGAUGGGAUUCGGCGUGUCCAGCAUCACGGUGGGAAUGUUGGAGGGCAGGAGAACCCGAGCUGCGCUUAAAACACAUCAUGGGGAGGGGGCGCCAGUAUGGAGCGGCGUGGCUUUUCUCAUCUGUGGACUAUGUGGAAUGCUUUGUGCAAGGAGGAGAACAGGGCUAAUGAUGAUCCUCUUCUGCGCCUGCUGUAUCUGUGGCCUGAUAAGUGGCAUUCUGAACGUGCAGUUUGUGCGUGCGGCAGCAAGACGUGCUGACUUCAUGUCCUCUCUGCAGCUGGCCUCCAUCUGCCUGGCAUGUCUGGGAGUGACCGUCUGCACCCUCAGCGCCUGGCUCACCUGCCGCCUGGCCAGCGCUGAGCAGCAGCGGAUGUUCCUAGAGCGUGAGGUCCACCACUCUGUAGAAAUGACCGAAAAAAACAAGUCAGGAUGCAGCAGCUAAUGAAAAUCCUUUCACACUGGAGAAUGGCAUCAGAGGCUGUUAAG